Aplosporella prunicola CBS 121167 is the source of this 1110-nucleotide messenger RNA. RefSeq lists its product as uncharacterized. The coding region runs from base 1 to 1110 and encodes 369 amino acids. The transcript has 3 exons. The record is from RefSeq and is a predicted model, not a curated record. NCBI's taxonomy places the organism in Eukaryota, Fungi, Ascomycota, Dothideomycetes, Botryosphaeriales, Aplosporellaceae. Gene Ontology annotation, molecular function: nitronate monooxygenase activity.
AUGAGCCUCAAACAAGCUUACCCUUGGAUCCAAGAACCUCUGGUCGCAAGUGCCCCCAUGCGACUCAUCGCCCUCGCGCCCCUCGCCGUCUCAGUCUCCCUCGCCGGUGGCAUAGGCUUCCUAGCCGCCGGCACUGACACCACCACACUCUCCGACAACCUCAACUCUGCCCGCUCUCUUCUAUCCAAGCAUCAUCCCCCCCUCCAAACCGCCCACCCAGACCUCCUCCCCAUAGGCGUCGGCUUCAUAACCUGGGGCGCCUCGCUCCCAGCCGCAUUCGACAUCCUCCGCAAGCACCCCCCAUCCGCCGUCUGGCUCUUCGCGCCGCGCAGCCCAGCCGAGCUAACCGAGUGGGCGACCGCCGCGCGGGACGCCACAGCCGGCCGGACAAAAGUGUGGGUGCAAGUAGGGAGCGUUGCGGAAGCAGUAGAAGCAGUGAAAGCCUGCGCGCCAAACGUGCUAGUCGUGCAAGGCACCGACGCAGGCGGGCACGGCCGAGCACGAGGCGCAGGGAUCGGGGCGCUGGUGCCCGAAACCGUAGACGCGGUCGACGCACUAGCAAGCAAAGAAAACGACAGGAGUGGCGGAGCGGGCAUGAAGCCGGUGAUUGUGGCCGCGGGCGGGAUCACAGAGGCACGCGGCGCGGCCGCGGCGUUCGCGUGCGGCGCCCAGGGCGUGGUGCUCGGGACGCGGUUCCUGGCGUGCCCGGAAGCAACGCUGCCGGAGGGCUACAGAGACGCGGUUGUCCGCGCUGUGGACGGGGGACAGAGCACGGUGCGUACGGGUGUGUACGAUGAGCUGCGAGGGACGACGGGGUGGCCGCCGGGGUAUAAUGGGCGAGGGGUCGUGAAUCGGAGUUUUGUGGAUGCGGAGGCGGGGGUUGUGAGCCUGGAGGAGAAUAAGCGGCUGUAUAAAGCUGCGGUGGAAGGGCCGGGCGGCGGGUUUGGCGUCGAGGGCCGCGCGACGACUUAUGCGGGAGCGGGGGUGGGGUUGGUGAGAGAUGUGAGGCCGGCGGGAGAGGUGGUGCGCAAGCUCAUCCCGUAUGCUUACUCACUAGACAAGGCCGCCGAUGCCCCCCUGAAAUGGGAAGGCAAAUCAAACUUCUUCUAA